CUAAUGUCAAUGUCAAAAUAUUUCGUGCUCUGUGGUCAAAAUAAGAAAUUAUUUGUCGAAUGCUUGGUUGUUGGUGAACCAAAAGAAGUUUCUUUCAUAAAAUUAUUUUGUAAAGUGGUUUAAAUGAAUAUAUCAAUGGUGGCCAACGCGCCAGACACGCCUGUACAGGCUGAAGUCAUCUUUGUCAUAGAAGCCACAGCAGCCAAUGGGGCCUACAUCAGUGAACUUAAAACGAAUUACAUUGUACCCACACUGGAAUAUUUCCAUGGAGGUGCGCUAGAGGAAGGCGGUGGCAGUGGUUCCAUGUACGCUGUAGUGACAUACAAGUCAGCAGAUUGCCACCCCGGCCUUCCGGUUGACACGUUUGGACCGUUCACAUGCCCCCAAGAAGUUUUACAAUGUGUAGAUAACAUCGAGUUCAUUACGGGACACGCUGAAAAUCGAGCGUGUGUGACAGAGGCUCUGUCAACGGCUCUGGCGUGCUUGGACGAGCUCGGUCGCACCGACAUCCCUCUGCACAUCCUGCUGCUGUGUUGCUCGCCGCCGUACUCGGCGUAUGCCGGCGGGCUGGUGCCUCCAGGGGCGCCAGCCACAGUCGAGCAAGCCGCGCGUCUGUUAGCUGAACGCGGCGUACACUUAUCGAUAGCGGCGUCCAAGCGCAUCACAGCACUGACGGCGCUAUACGAGUUAGCCGGGGGAGAACUAUUAGCGGCGCAACAAAGGAACUAUGCUAAGGACCCGCGCCACCUAGUCCUGCUUCGCGGAUACAGUUUGAAGGAACGACCGCCAAGCCCUGCGCCGCCGCCCGUGCCAGACAUACAGGGGGAUGUGUACCCGCAAGGCAGGACCGGCACCCAAGUGGUGCGCCCCCCCGCGCCGCUAUUCCCCCGCGGCGCCCCUCGCGCGCCCAACUGGCCCGCGCCCGCGCGCCAGCCCAUAUACACCAACAACUCGGCGCUACUCACGCAGCUCGCACAGCCGUCCUACCCGCCGCCCCCGCCACAGCAGGGUGCCAUGGGUAGUCGCAUGGGCAUCCUAAGCCCGGGCCCGUCCACGUCACCGGCGCCGACGCCGCAGCGCAGUUUCGUCUGGAGCGGCGUGCUGGAGUGGAUGGAGAAGGGCAAGGCGCCCGGCGACCAGCAGAAGACCACGCGCCAUCUGCCGUGCCAGGUGUCGGCGGGCUCCAAAGAAGUGGAGCCGGAACUGAAGGUGGACACAUGGCCCAACAAGCUGCUGAUGCAGCUGAUGCCCAAGCAGCUGAUCAGCAACAUCGGCGGCCAGUACCUCAAGGACAGCAAGUCCGUGCUGUUCCACCUGCAGCCGAGCGAGGCGCUGGACGCGCUCACCAAGGUCAUGGUCAACGGGUUUGCGGGCUGUGUGCACUUUUCGCUGAUGUCGUCACCACCGCAGUGCGACAUCAAAGUGCUGAUCCUGCUAUACACGCCCGACAAGAAGGUGUACCUGGGCUUCAUCCCCAAUAACCAGGCCACGUUCGUGGACAGACUUAGGAAGGUAAUACAGCAGCAGAAGAUAACACAGAUCAUAAACAAACAGCUACCUGCGGCUGCGAGUGGGUCAGGAGGCAUGCCUUCGAACAUGCCCACCUCUACGAUGGCCGGUGCGAUGCCCGGCGGCGGUAUGCCGGCCGGCUCCAUGGCGGGCGGCAGCAUGGCGCCGCUGCAGCAGCUGCCGGCGCAGGGCAUGAGCACGCAGCAUCAGCACCCGCAGCACCAGCAGGGCAUGAUGAUAGGAGGAGGAAUGGGCGGCCAAGUGCAACAAGUUGCCGGCAAGGGCCCGAGGCCGGUGGCCCAGUUGGACGGGCUGGACGCGGCUCGCCAGCAGAACCUGGAGAAGAUACAGCACCUCCAGCAGAGCUUGGAGGCGGCGCACCAGCAGCAGUUCAAGUCGCAGAUGGACAUCAUGCAGCACCUGCACGCGGCCCAGCAGCAGGAGCAGCACUACAAGCAGCUGGAGGAGCAACGUAAGCAUCAACUGCAGCAGCAGCUACAGCAGCAGUUACGCGGCGGCGCACAGCACCAGCCGCGCCUGCUGCGGCCCAUGCUGCCCUCCAACCCCGGCCUCAGGCACCUGCUGCAGCAGCAACCCCAACAAUACCGUCCGGGCGGCGCGGCCGCGCGUCCCACAACCCAAACCCAGCAAUUCGACGAUGUGCCCAGCUACAACGACUUCCUCUAACAGUUACAACCGGACUUCUUCUCCUCGCUGUGUGACUUGCCUAGCGAUGAGCGGUUCAUGGACUAAAGUGACGUUUAACGCCACUGAAGUGUAUUAUAUGGCAAUGUAAAUAGGUAGGUAGGGAUGGCGAAUCGAAUGUUGCACCUUAUGCUGCUUGUGCAGUCCGCGUCAAAUGGUUCACAACGCCCAAAGUGGCCAAAAAGUUAACAACACAACCUUAUUUUAAUAGACUAUUUGACACCAUUCCCCAAUAAUUCGAAAUCACAACUUUUUUUAAAAGACA
Molecule: messenger RNA, 2479 nt
Organism: Ostrinia furnacalis (Asian corn borer)
Lineage: Eukaryota; Metazoa; Arthropoda; Insecta; Lepidoptera; Crambidae
Product: mediator of RNA polymerase II transcription subunit 25
Exons: 14
Coding region: 124-2196 (690 amino acids)
Biological process (GO): positive regulation of transcription by RNA polymerase II
Cellular component (GO): transcription regulator complex; mediator complex
Source: RefSeq, a predicted model, not a curated record